AUGAAGGCUAAGAAUGAUGAAACGGGUGCAACGAUCGGAACAGAUAAUGGUUUGAUUGGAUCGCCGGAAAUAAAAUGCAAUCCGGAAACGAUCGAAUUAGUAUUCAGGACCAAGCGAGAAUUUCGAGGUAAGAUAUUUGUGAAAGGUCACUAUAGCAAUCCAAAUUGUCGAGUUGAUUAUGGCAAGACAACCUUAGAUAGUAGAAAUUCAGUAGGUGGUAUUAUAUUAAGUCAUGGACAAUGUGAUAUGAAUCGACAACGAAUGAUUCAACCUGAAGGCAUGCAGUUUUCGACAAUUCUUGUUAUUAGUUUUCAUCCGUUAUUUAUUACAAAACUUGAUCGAGCUUUUCACAUCAGGUGCAUGUAUCGAGAGAUCGUACACGCAGUUUCUUCUGGAAUUGAAGUGAGUGCAAUAGCAACACAAACACUAGAAUACGAAUAUCCAUUUCCAAACUGCAUUUAUACGAUUCGCAAGGAUGAAAUCGACGGACCGAUAUUGAAAUACGCAAGAGUUGGUGAUCAAAUCGUUCAUCGAUGGGAAUGUCUAUCUGAUGUUUAUGGUUUGUUGGUUCAUAAUUGUUAUGUGGAGGAUGGACAAGGAGAAAAGCAAGUUAUUAUUGAUGGGAACGGGUGUCAUACAGACAGGGCAGUUUUGGGUGAUCCCACAUAUGUUGAGUCUCUGAACAUGGCAUAUCGAGAAUCGUUGGUAUUCAAAUUUGCUGAUCGGAUAAUCGUUCGAUUCCAAUGCCAAAUUCGUCUGUGCAUCAAGGAUGCUGGUGGCUGCAUCGGCAUUACUCCGCCGAUGUGUUUCGAUGAGAAAGAGAAAACGAACGAGCUAUUUGUAACAGCAGGUGAUUCAGCGGUUCACUCAAUAAAAGUGAGCAAUGUUACUGACGGUCAAUCGAAAAAGCGCCGUCUAAUGCGAUCGCCAGUAUCUGAAAGAUCAAAACACACGGUUGAUGCAGAUUUGAUAUCACAGUCUGUUUAUGUGUUAGAUGACGAUGAUGACAAUGCAGGUGAUGAAUUUCAUAAUUUUCGCGAGAAAUUGGUCUCUUCAAGUCGACCCUUCAGACGUGAACAAAGUGAUCAGAUAAGACAAAACAUACUGGAAGUGUGCGUGAGUAAUACAUUAUUCACACUGCUUAUAUGUAUUACGGUUGUUGCUCUUCUGGCUCUAACUACAAGUCAUCCGGAUAUGCUAUGA
This is a messenger RNA of Brugia malayi, 1203 nucleotides long. RefSeq lists its product as uncharacterized. Lineage: Eukaryota; Metazoa; Nematoda; Chromadorea; Rhabditida; Onchocercidae. The coding region runs from base 1 to 1203 and encodes 400 amino acids. The transcript is spliced from 12 exons. The record is from RefSeq and is a predicted model, not a curated record.